Messenger RNA from Gadus morhua (Atlantic cod), 748 nucleotides. Its product is annotated as hemoglobin subunit alpha-2. Gene Ontology annotation, cellular component: hemoglobin complex; blood microparticle; haptoglobin-hemoglobin complex. The record is from RefSeq and is a predicted model, not a curated record. Gene Ontology annotation, molecular function: oxygen carrier activity; peroxidase activity; oxygen binding. The transcript is spliced from 3 exons. Lineage: Eukaryota; Metazoa; Chordata; Actinopteri; Gadiformes; Gadidae. Bases 213 to 644 code for a protein of 143 amino acids. Gene Ontology annotation, biological process: oxygen transport; hydrogen peroxide catabolic process.
CAUUUAUCUCGUGAGAGCCUGUGUGGCCUGCUGCUAUCUAUUGGAGCGCUUCCAUUUGGAACGCGUCCAGAACGGGCCACCGUGCGUCUUCUAUCUCGGAGGUGUGGACCCCGGUUGCGCCCACUCCCUAGUCCAUAUUUAAGAGCCCACUUCGGCGAAUUAGCUACAUAUUGAACUGUGCCACAGAGUCCAAUCUGACCACACUAUUCAAGAUGAGUCUCACACCAAAGGACAAGGCGACCGUCAAGCUCUUCUGGGGCAGGAUGUCCGGCAAGGCCGAGCUUAUCGGCGCCGAUGCUCUUUCAAGGAUGCUCGCUGUGUACCCGCAGACCAAGACUUACUUCAGCCACUGGAAGAGCCUCAGCCCUGGUUCCCCUGACGUGAAGAAGCACGGCAAGACCAUCAUGAUGGGCAUCGGAGAUGCUGUGACCAAGAUGGACGACCUGGAAAGGGGUCUUCUCACUCUGAGCGAGCUGCACGCCUUCAAGCUGAGAGUUGACCCCACCAACUUCAAGCUUCUCUCACUCAACAUCUUGGUGGUUAUGGCUAUUAUGUUCCCUGAUGAUUUCACCCCAAUGGCUCAUUUGGCCGUCGACAAGUUCCUGUGUGCUUUGGCCCUGGCUCUGUCCGAGAAGUACCGAUAAACUGAGAUCGGUCGGAUAUAGGCAGACAAUAGGAUGGAUGAAAGUAUCAGGUUCCUGUUGAGUCUUCUGUUGAAAAAAUAUGAAUAAAAGUUUGAAUCCCAUCA